AUGCCUUCGCGAACCAAGGACGAGCAGCCUCAGGCUGAGGAUACCAACAUGGAGGAUGCCCCAGCCUCUGCGCAGCCCGAGGCGAAUGACGAGGAAAAUGAGGAUGAGGAAGAGGAGGAGGAGAAGAUUGACCCUCAGCGAGUCCGAAUUCUGCCUGGCUCAACAGACACUGCUGCCUCUUUCGAGUUCACUGAUGAAGGUCACACUCUUGGAAAUGCCUUGAGAUAUAUUGUCAUGAAGAACCCUGAUGUCGAGUUCUGCGCUUACUCCAUUCCCCAUCCAUCAGAGCCUAAGAUGAACAUCCGCAUCCAGACCUACAGCGGAACUGCGGUUGAUGCUCUCAAGAAGGGACUGAGCGAUAUCCAAGAAGUCUGUGAUGUUGUUGCCGAUGAGUUUUGGACUAAGAGACAGGCGUACAACGCCGAGCAGGGUAUUGAUCGAUGA
Fusarium sp. VM40 is the source of this 444-nucleotide messenger RNA. NCBI's taxonomy places the organism in Eukaryota, Fungi, Ascomycota, Sordariomycetes, Hypocreales, Nectriaceae. The record is from the annotation of a GenBank genome assembly.